UUUCUUCGUUUCUGUUCAGUUGUUCAGUAGUGUUUACUUUCCUAUCGCACAGUCGGGCGAUUUUCGCUUCCAAGUCCAGUUGGAUUUUGUUAAAUAACUAUGCAAAAAGGUAGAUUUUUACAGUAUUUCAUUUGUUAGAUUGUUUGGAUUCGUGAUGUGAAUCUAUUAGUGAUUAAUUAAUGACCGUUGACGAUUAUUUUCAUUGAAAAUUUAGCACGUAUCGCAUUCCCGCAAUCAAUAUCAGUGCGAUUCGAUAAGCGCCAUAUUUGAUUAUUUGAAUUGAAAUUUUCACCUGUUCAAUGAUAAUUUCGAAAUAGCAGCUGUAUCAACACUAACCAUGUAUUAAACGUAUUGGUUGUACAUGCAUCACCUUGAACUCUCAACUAAGGGUUAUGGAUCUUUCUGAGGCAAUGAAAAUAGCUCUGGCCAAAAGCCACUCGGCACAAGCCGCCGCCCAAGCAGCAGCAGCCGUCGCAGGAAACAGCGCAAAUGUCACCGGUGCUCAUACUAAUGGGGGAGAUCAAUCAGGUGCGGGAUAUGUCACCGAGAAGUUGUAUAUGCUGCUCCAAUUGUAUCUACAGAACAAGGGAUGGAGUCCAUCGGUUGAACUAUUGCAAUGUUUUGCCGAAUUGAAAGAUACACCGGUUCUCCCAAGUGCAGCAUACUUGCAGGUGUUGGCUAGCCGUGUAGCACUCGACAGUCAAGGAAGGUUAGUGCUACGGGAGUCUGGUAAGAUAAUUCUUCCCUAUGAACAUUUUGCCAAUGCAGUGAUGCUGAAGCACAUGUCCGGUCCUCACGGUUUACAUCUGAGUUUGGAAGCGACGGUUCGAGCUGUUUUAGACUCCUAUACGAUCGGUCGAGAAAAUCUAGGAAUGGAAAAAGAAUUUAUAGUGGAAGUUGUACAAUCGUGUCCCAGUCCUGCCUGUCGUUACUAUAAGGGACAGAUGGGAGUCGGUCCUUUUAUUGAACAAUCAUUUAAUCCAGCAACUCAUCUGAAUUCCGAUUAUCUGGCCCAUCUGCAGCAGCUGGGGCAAUCAGGUUUAGAUAUUGGCGCAGUUGAUCCAGCCAGCAAAACAAUGAAUGCUCAAGUGAAAAUGCCAAAAACAAGCCAGCAACAACAAAUCACUGCAGCGAUUAUACAACAGCAGAACCGUGCAAUGGCCCAACAAUCUUUGGAAAAAUUUGGUAGUUUGACAAAUCUUGAGAAACAACGAGUUCUCCAACAGUUGGACAAGAAACACUACGAAGCUGUGCAAGCACAAGUGACCAGUAUGUCACCGCAGUUGGUGCCCAGUAACAACACUAGCACCAUUCAAACUGCUGUGGUCAAUAGCCAACAAGCUGCUGCAGCUACUUUACUUCAGCAGCAGCAGCAGCAGCAGCAACAACAACAACAACAACAGUCUCAAUCAAUCGAUGUUCCUAGAGUUGCUCAACCGGUUCCACUUUCGCAUGUUGCUCAACCACCGGUGCAACAGGUUACACCUAGCCCAUCGCAAAUUGCCGCUCAGUGUCAACUUUCUCAGCCACCGUUGCAAACAGUCAACAUGGACACCGGUCACAAGCUGUCCGACUAUAUGAGGGGGGCCGUUGAUCCGCUGGAAAACAUGUCGACCAGUAAAGAUUUGCUGGCACUGCACAAUGGCGCCUGGACUCAGGAUCGCGGCGAUGGAUUGGCGGUGAGCCAGGAUAAAAUUAUUCGGGCUUUCAGUGAACUGAUGCGCAACAUUUCCCGCAUGAAGACGUUCAUUCGUCCUAGCAUGUGCAAACCGUACGGGAAACAGUCAGAGAGCCUACAGAAAACUCUUUUCGAUACCAUUCAGUUGGUUCAAUCGCUGCGCAAUUGUCUUCCGGCGCCGCACAUCCCUGUGAGCUCGUGGAAAAGUGAAACACACGCUGGUUCGAAUGGUUCCGAAGCCGUCUAGCCUCACUCAUGGAAGGAUAGGGAAUGUGAGAGUUCUGACCGACACAAUUCCACUUACACAAUUAGAACCGUUCGGUAUUAAAAUGAUCUUAGCAAUUAGUGAACAAGAAAAAGAAAACACUGAUCUUACUGAUUUUAAGCACAACAGUAUGUCGACACUUGAAACUUUGUACUAGAUUAAAAUUGAUGCUUUUAAAAACGCAUUUAAUUAGCAUAUAUUUUUUUGUUCCUUUAACGGCAUUUGCUGAACUUGAAAGUUAACUAUUAUUUUAUAAAUGUGAUAAUUUAAAGCUGUUCGCAGUUUAACCGUACUUCUGCUAUUGAGCCGUACUUUAUCGAUUAUAAGAAAUAAUAAAUAAAAUUAUUCACAGCAUGCUUUUUAUAUAACUAAUAGCAAACAUUUCGGUAGUUUUGAUGAGAUGAUUUUUUGUUUCAAGAAAAAAAAUGGCAAUAAAGCUGUGAUAGAGUAAAUCAAUUUCAAAUGAAAAAAGCAAAACAUCGAGAAAAAACAUGGGUUGAUUAACACGUUUGGUAUAUAUAUUUAGGAAAUGUCGAAUUUACUCCUCUAUCAUCAUCAGUCGGUUAAUGUCGGUCAACAGUUUCUUCCACGCCCAUGAAAGUAUUUCACGUUAUUUAUCGUACAGAGCCAGCAGCAAUUGCUCAAAUAACUCGCAGUUUCAAACUAGAAAUAAAAAAACUCCCGAAACGGAAUAUCGAUAUUAUACAUGUGCAAUAAAUAAUAUGACUUAAUGCAUUCAUAUUUCUCGUAGCGAUAGGAAAUUGUCCAUCUCAUACUCGUCAAAUUCAAUAAAAUGUCGAAGCUUCGAAA
Messenger RNA from Malaya genurostris, 2753 nucleotides. RefSeq lists its product as uncharacterized. Bases 393 to 1925 code for a protein of 510 amino acids. Lineage: Eukaryota; Metazoa; Arthropoda; Insecta; Diptera; Culicidae. The transcript is spliced from 2 exons. The record is from RefSeq and is a predicted model, not a curated record.